Molecule: messenger RNA, 364 nt
Organism: Anopheles aquasalis
Lineage: Eukaryota; Metazoa; Arthropoda; Insecta; Diptera; Culicidae
Product: COX assembly mitochondrial protein 2 homolog
Cellular component (GO): mitochondrion
Source: RefSeq, a predicted model, not a curated record
AGGCAUUCGAGAGUGUUGUGUAAUUUUUACCCAAACAAUUUUUGCCAAACAAAUUUUUUCUCUAAAAUUUUACAACGGAAUUGUAGCGGAGCCUCGAGGAUUUGGCCGGUGUAGUUUCUGAACUAUGCAUACUGACCUCUCGCCGCACCUACAUACGCUUGAGUGUAACAACAUUAUAGAAAAAUUAAAAAAGUGCCACUCCGAGAAUAAAUUCGGCAAAUUUCUUGGCCUCUGCAACGAUCUCGAUCGCCAGAUGAUCGUGUGCUUGCGGAACGAGAGGAAAACCAGACAGAAAGUGAACCGGGAGAAGGCUCUAGAAAAGCAGAAACGCGUUCAGCAGCUGAUGAAAGAGCAGCGGGAGUGA